This is a messenger RNA of Pseudonaja textilis, 1260 nucleotides long. The record is from RefSeq and is a predicted model, not a curated record. NCBI's taxonomy places the organism in Eukaryota, Metazoa, Chordata, Lepidosauria, Squamata, Elapidae.
AUGCAAGUGGAUCUGAUCCCUGGGACAAUAAUACUGUUCAUUGUCUUUCUGAUCAUAUUCUGGGUCUUCCGGUUUCAGCAAGAAAGAGCCAGGUUUCCUCCUGGACCAACACCCUGGUUCUUUCUGGGGAAUCUACUGCAAAAAGAUGCUCUGCCUGUGUAUAAAACCUACCCCAAGCUUGCUAAGAAGUAUGGUCCAGUUUUUACUAUCUGGCUAGGACCAAAGCCAUUGGUGGUAGUUUGUGGAUAUGAGGCAGUGAAAGAUGCCCUGAUAACUCAUAGUGAAGAAUUUGGAGGACGAUCUCCUGUACCUAUCCUUGAUGAAGUAACCAAGGGCUAUGGGAUUAUUGGUGAAGAUGAAAGAUGGAAGGUUCUGCGUCGCUUUACUCUUACCACUUUGAGGAACUUUGGAAUGGGAAAGAAGUCAAUGGCUGAACGGAUGUCAGAAGAAGCUUGUUGUUUGGUGGAGAAAAUAUCAAGCUUUGAAGAUCAGCCUUUUGAUGUAGUCCCAACCAUUGCAGCUGCUGUUUCUAAUGUGAUGUGUGCUGUUGUCUUUGGGAAACGAUUCUCUUAUGAUGAUAAAAUCUUCAUUGAAAUAUUAGAAAUUUUGAAGGCAUUCAUAGGUUUCUUUUUGAGUGCUCCUGGAAUGGUGUACAGCGCAAUGCCAAGUCUCAUGAAAUUCCUUCCUGGACCUCACAAUAGAGCUGUCACUGACUGUACCAAGAUUUGUGACUACGUUAGGACUAGAGUGGAGUCUCACAAGAAGACCUUGGAUCCAGACAAUCCCAGAGACUUUAUUGAUUGCUUCCUCAUUAAAUUAGAAAAGGAACGAAAUUCUAAUGUUAUCUGUAUGGAAGAUUUGGUCAUGACUGUGUUUGAGCUGUUAAUUGCUGGAACAGAUAGCACAGCCAAUGCUAUUGCAUAUGGUAUUAUCCUUCUGGCCAGGUUCCCAGAAGUCCAAGUGCAUUUUGAUCCUCUCUGCUGGGAUAAUCCUAGGACAUUUGACCCAGCUCAUUUCUUGGAUAAGAAUGGUGAAUUCCAAAAGAAAGAUGCCUAUUUGCCUUUCUCUGCAGGGAAGAGAGUAUGUCCAGGAGAGUCAUUGGCUAAUAUGGAAAUCUUCAUAUCGUUUACCAAUCUGCUCCAGAACUUCACUUUUGAAUUGACUAUGGACCCUAAGGAGAUAGAUUUAGAGAAUUUGUUUAUGGGCUGUAGAGAGAAUGGGAAGCAUCGGUACAUUCGAGCUAUCAAACGUAAAAUAUAA